Acanthisitta chloris (rifleman) is the source of this 3811-nucleotide messenger RNA. Its product is annotated as histone-lysine N-methyltransferase ASH1L-like. The annotation marks the transcript as partial. The transcript has 24 exons. Gene Ontology annotation, molecular function: chromatin binding; histone methyltransferase activity; protein binding. Gene Ontology annotation, cellular component: nucleus. The record is from RefSeq and is a predicted model, not a curated record. Lineage: Eukaryota; Metazoa; Chordata; Aves; Passeriformes; Acanthisittidae.
UCAGGCACUUUGCCAGCACAGGACAAACCCUCCCAGAGGCAGUCGGAGAGCACAAACUGCAGCCCCUCCAGGAAGAGAUCAGCAUCUGAGAGCACCUCUUCUACAGGGGUUGGGGUGCCCACCCGGGGCACGCGGCUGUCUCCAGCCGCCGAGGACUCCGUGGACACCCUACUACAACGCAUGGCUCAGCAGGACAGCCAAGCCACCCUGGACAAGACCCUGGAAGCUGUCAUGGCCAACGUGUCUGUCCCCCCGUCGGCGAGUCCCGCUCGGAACCACUCGAGGGAGAGAGCUGUGGGGAAACAGGACAGCCUGGGGCCUCCAGCCAUGCCCAGCAGCGACGGCAUGUCCCUCCUGCCGGACAGGCUGCCCAGCACCUACUCCCCACGGCACCUCAAGAGGAGUGUGGUGGAGGCCAUGCAGCGCCAGGCGAGGAAAAUGUGCAAUUAUAACAAGAUCUUGGCUACAAAAAAAAAUCUGGACCACGUCAAUAAGAUCUUGAAAGCCAAGAAGCUUCAGAGACAGUCGCGUACGGGAAACAACUUCGUGAAGCGUCGGCCGGGGAGGCCGCGCAAGUACCCGCUGCAGGCUGUGGUGUCCAUGCAGGCCUUCCAGGCUGCCAGGCUCGUGGGCCAGGAGCUGGACAGCAGGGAGCAGGGCAGCAGCCCCCUGCACCUGGGCCCUGACACCAUCACGGAUGUCAUCGAGGCCGUGGUGCAGAGUGUGAACCUCGGCUCGGAUCACCGCAAGGGCUGGAAGAGGAAGAGGUGGUUGUCGGAGGAACAGGCGAGGAAGAGGCACAAGUCGUUGCCUGAAGAGGAGCAGGAGAGCAAUAAGAGUUUCUCUGAGACAGUAGCUGAACCUCCCAGUCCACAGGAUGCCCUUGGGAAACCACCUGAACCUGAACCCCCUGAGCAGCCUCUGCCUCCUCUGGCCCAGCGGGAGAAGAAAGCCCCUCGACCCCCAAAGAAGAAGUACCAGAAGGCAGGACUCUACUCUGAUGUGUACAAAACCACAGACCCCAAGAGUCGCCUCAUCCAGCUGAAGAAGGAGAAGUUGGAAUACACCCCUGGGGAGCACGAGCACGGCCUGUUCCCAGCCCCUAUCCAUGUUGGAAAGUACCUCAGACAAAAGAGAAUUGACUUCCAGCUGCCUUACGACAUCCUCUGGCAGUGGAAACACAACCAGUUGUACAAAAAGCCAGAUGUCCCUCUCUAUAAAAAAAUCCGUUCUAAUGUCUACGUGGAUGUCAAACCUCUCUCUGGCUAUGAGGCCACCACCUGCAACUGUAAGAAACCAGAGGAUGACAGUGGGAAGGGCUGUGUGGAGGAUUGUCUGAACAGGAUGAUCUUUGCUGAGUGUUCCCCCAACACGUGUCCCUGUGGGGACCAGUGCUGCAAUCAGCGCAUCCAGCGGCACGAGUGGGUGCAGUGCCUGGAGCGAUUCCGAGCCGAGGAGAAGGGAUGGGGCAUCCGCACCAAGGAGCCACUGAAGGCUGGACAGUUCAUCAUCGAGUACCUGGGAGAGGUUGUCAGUGAGCAGGAGUUCAGGAACAGGAUGAUUGAGCAGUACCACAACCACAGUGACCAUUACUGCCUGAACCUGGACAGUGGGAUGGUCAUCGACAGCUACCGCAUGGGCAACGAGGCACGUUUCAUCAACCACAGCUGCAACCCCAACUGUGAGAUGCAGAAAUGGUCUGUCAAUGGUGUGUACAGGAUUGGGCUCUAUGCACUCAAGGACAUGCCUGCAGGGACUGAGCUCACCUAUGACUACAACUUCCAUUCCUUCAAUGUUGAAAAACAGCAACUGUGCAAAUGUGGCUUUGACAAGUGCAGAGGGAUAAUUGGGGGGAAAAGCCAACGCAUGAAUGGACUUUCAAGCAAAACCAACCAGGCUGUGAGCACCCACAGGAGGCCUGGGCGGUCGAAAGAGAAGAGGAAGUCAAAGCACAAACUAAAGAAGAGAAGGGGCCACAUCCCUGAGGAACCCAGUGAGAGUGUGAACACCCCAACUAGGCUGACACCUCAGCUGCAGAUGAAACCCAUGUCUAACAGGGAGAGGAAUUUUGUGCUAAAACACCACGUGUUUUUGGUACGAAACUGGGAGAAGAUUCGACAGAAACAGGAGGAGGUGAAGCACGUGAGUGACAACAUGCACAGCACGUCGCUCUACACGCGCUGGAACGGCAUCUGCCGUGACGACGGCAACAUCAAGUCAGACGUGUUCAUGACCCAGUUCUCAGCCCUGCAGACCUCCCGCUCGGUGCGGACGCGGCGCUUGGCUGCGGCCGAGGAGAACAUUGAGGUGGCUCGAGCUGCAAGGCUGGCACAGAUCUUCAAGGAAAUCUGUGACAGCAUCAUCUCCUAUAAAGAUUCCUCCAGGCAGGCCCUUGCAGCUCCUCUCCUGAACCUGCCCCCAAAGAAGAAGAAUGCAGACUAUUACGAGAAGAUCUCUGAUCCCUUGGACCUUGCCACGAUUGAGAAGCAGAUCCUGACUGGUUACUACAAGACUGUGGAAGCCUUUGAUGGGGACAUGCUGAAGGUCUUCAGGAACGCUGAGAAAUACUACGGCAGGAAAUCUCCCACGGGGCGAGACGUGUGUCGCCUGCGCAAAGCUUACUACAACGCGCGGCACGAGGCCUCGGCCCAGAUCGACGAGAUCGUGGGCGAGACGGGCAGCGAGGCCGACAGCAGCGAGACCUCCGUCUGCGAGAAGGACAGCGGCCACGAGAAGGACGAGGACGUCAUCCGCUGCAUCUGCGGCCUCUACAAGGACGAGGGGCUCAUGAUCCAGUGUGAAAAGUGCAUGGUCUGGCAGCACUGUGACUGUAUGGGUGUGAAUUCAGAUGUUGAGCACUACCUGUGUGAGCAGUGUGAGCCUCGAGCUGUCAACAGGGAAGUGCCCAUGAUCCCUCGUCCCCACUAUGCCCAGCCUGGCUGUGUUUACUACAUCUGCUUGCUGAGGGAUGACCUGCUGCUGCGUCAAGGUGACUGUGUUUACCUGAUGAGGGACAGCCGCAGGACGCCUGACGGACACCCCGUGCGGCAGUCGUAUCGCCUGCUGUCCCACAUCAACAGGGACAAGCUCGACAUCUUCCGCAUCGAGAAGCUCUGGAAGAACGAGAAGGAGGAGAGAUUUGCCUUUGGCCACCACUAUUUCCGUCCACAUGAAACGCAUCAUUCCCCGUCGCGGAAGUUCUACCACAACGAGCUGUUCCGGGUGCCCCUGUACGAGAUCAUCCCCUUGGAGGCUGUGGUGGGAACCUGCUGUGUGCUUGACCUCUACACCUACUGCAAAGGGAGGCCCAAGGGGGUGAAGGAGCAGGACGUGUACAUCUGUGACUAUCGCCUGGACAAAUCUGCUCACCUCUUCUACAAGAUCCACCGGAACCGUUACCCCGUGUGCACCAAGCCCUACGCCUUCGACCACUUCCCCAAGAAACUCACUCCCAAGAGGGACUUCUCACCUCAUUAUGUGCCAGACAACUACAAGAGGAAUGGAGGCAGGUCAUCCUGGAAAUCAGAUCGCUCAAAACCACAGAUCAAAGACUUAAACCCAGAAGAGGAUUCCCUGCCCCUGAUGGAGGAUGUGUUGGGAGCCCCAGAGCAGGCCCAGGGGGAGCUGCCCAGCCUGGAGGAGCCUGACAAGGAGCCUGUGGCCAGCGAGGGCUGCGAGGCUGACAAGAAGGGGGAGGAGAGCCCUGCGGACACGAGGCAGCUGUGCAGCCCCGAGGAGAGGAGGCACCUGCAGAGGGAGAGGCUGAACCAGAUCCUGCUCAACCUGCUCGAGAAAAUCCCAGGGAAAAACG